AUGGCGAGGAAUUUGCAGCAAGAGGUGGUACUCCACGAUGAGUCCGAGGAAGGGUCGGAUUACGAUAUGGAGGAGAGUCAGGAUCCACUGCAGGAAAGUGGAUGUACAAUCGAUGGCAGUGAUGAGGAAGAGGUCGAUGAGCUGGUUCAGGAAGACAUUGAUCGAUUUGCAGCCAGCUUCGAGGGUAUCACGAAGCAGUACAGACUCAUUAAUCGAAUCGGCGAAGGGACAUUCUCGACAGUAUACAAAGCAGAGGAUCUACUGUACGACCACUUCGAAAAUGACUGGGAUAUCGAAGAGAAGGAAAAUAACCGGUACUUGACCCCAAAUCGAAGGAAAGAGAAACGACAGCCCAGACGCAGAGCCCAUUAUGUUGCCAUAAAGAAGAUCUAUGCGACGAGCUCGCCGAUACGGAUCCUCAAUGAGCUCGAGUUGUUACACGAUUUGAGGAAAUGCCCUUCAGUGUGCCCCCUAAUCACUGCUUUCCGCGAUAAAGAUCAAGUCAUUGCUAUUCUCCCGUACUUCCAGCACCGUGACUUUCGGGAUUACUUCCGCGAGAUGUCCAUUCACGAUAUGCGCCUAUACUUCCAAAGCUUGAUAACCGCUCUCAGCUCUGUACAUCGUCAUUCUAUUCUCCAUCGCGACAUCAAGCCAACCAACUUUCUAUAUUCGCCUGAACAUGCACGUGGUGUGUUGGUCGACUUCGGCCUCGCAGAGCGGGAAGGAACGGAUUGGCAUACUUGCCUAUGCGCCUUUUCUCCAAACGAAAGAAUGAUGAAGCAACGCACGAGCAUAUAUGCAGCGAACCAACAAGAAGCUGCCGCGCAAGGGACUAAGCAACAGCCGAGUUAUCCCAAAAAUGAUUCACGACCGAGUCGGCGUGCGAAUCGGGCUGGAACAAGAGGUUUUCGGGCCCCUGAGGUACUUUUAAAGUGUACAAUGCAAACCUGUGCGAUCGAUAUGUGGAGUGUUGGAGUAGUGCUGCUCACGCUCCUUGCCAAACGCUUCCCAUUCUUUCACAGUGCAGAUGACAUUGAUGCGUUGCUCGAGCUGACAAAUGUCUUCGGGCGCAAGCGAAUACGUGAGGCGGCCAUCAUGCAUGGCCAAGUCUUUGAGACGAACAUUCCGUCGUAUAGUGAGAAUGGAUAUGGUUUCGAGAAGAUUAUAUUGUGGUGCACAGAACGGACGAAGAAAGAUGCAAAUGGGAAGCGAAUAGAAACGCUCGACCCAGAAGAAGUAGAGGCCAUUCGAUUUCUGGAGCGUCUGUUGGAUUGUGAUCCACAGAAGAGGAUAACGGCAGAUGAGGCGCUCCAGCAUCCUUUCAUUCUUGCCGCGGAUCAUGAAGACCAGGACGAUGUCGAUUUCGUAUCCCCUUGA
Pseudovirgaria hyperparasitica is the source of this 1377-nucleotide messenger RNA. Its product is annotated as kinase-like protein. The record is from RefSeq and is a predicted model, not a curated record. The transcript has a single exon. Gene Ontology annotation, biological process: mitotic DNA damage checkpoint signaling; protein phosphorylation. Gene Ontology annotation, molecular function: ATP binding; protein serine/threonine kinase activity. The coding region runs from base 1 to 1377 and encodes 458 amino acids. Lineage: Eukaryota; Fungi; Ascomycota; Dothideomycetes; Acrospermales; Acrospermaceae. Gene Ontology annotation, cellular component: nucleus.